UUUGAAUAUCUGCCCCGCAAGACGAUCACCACUCGAGGAGAGAAGACUGUCUGGGUCAAGUGUAGCGGUAAAGAUAAAGACAGAGCGACGGCAAUGCUCCUGGCAGACUGGCAUGGAAACAAGCGAGAGCCUUUCAUUGUGUUUAAGACGGGUACGUCGCGCCAUGAUCACAUCCAGGAUGCCAACGAUGAGAAGCGUCAUGGAUUCAGUACGCGUUUGUGGGAGGAGAUCUCGCGCCUUCAAAAGAAGCAUACCUGCCAGAUCUACGGAAACCCCUCGGCCUGGGGGAAUGCCCAAAUCUCACUCCAGUUUUUAGACUAUCAUUUUGGACACAGGAGCAAUAUCGAAGAAAAGUUUCUGCUGCUCUGGGACGAUUUUUCUGGGCACUGGACCGACGAGGUCAAGGACUACGCUGCUUCGAUUAAUGUCCUGUUUUUCAAGGUACCACCUCGCUACACUUACGUUUGCCAGCCAGCUGACGUGGCUUGGAAUCGGCCGUUCAAGACACAGUUGCGAGGCAGU
Phytophthora sojae is the source of this 522-nucleotide messenger RNA. RefSeq lists its product as hypothetical. The transcript has a single exon. Gene Ontology annotation, molecular function: nucleic acid binding. The record is from RefSeq and is a predicted model, not a curated record. Lineage: Eukaryota; Oomycota; Peronosporomycetes; Peronosporales; Peronosporaceae. The annotation marks the transcript as partial.